AUGACACAUACUCUGAGUUUUGUUAUCACUCUUCUGUUAGUGCUAACCUACGGUUCAUCUAUUACUUUCCAACAAGAUACACUUUCAACCAAGUGCUUUACUGAUGUUAGUUACAGUUCUCUCAAGAGUAAUGAUCUUAUUGUUGGAGUGAAGAGCUACUUUACUCUAUUUGUUUGGAGAUCAAAAUUUGGAAAUACAGCAACACAACAAGACGAGAAUGUAGCAACUGCCAGUGACAACAAGAAUCAAUUCAUAAGAGAAUGGAUUGAUAAAUUGGAGAAACCUCUUAUGGUAGGAGUUGAAUACAAAUACUUCAACUUGUUUGAAACUCUGAUUAGCACUCUUCACAUGGAUCAUUCCAAAUUGACCAUCAAGAAAAUAUAUUUAACUGAUGAGUUGUGCAGAGUGUCAAACUUGUACGAAGAAUUCGAUGCUCUCUUUCUUGAACCAUACAAAUUCACAUAUUUUGUUAGGAUUUACAGAGAGCACGACAUGAAGAGGACAUCAGCCAAGUACAUCAAUCCGAGUGACUUUUAUCCAUUCCAAAUGUUAGCUUCGAAUUUGACAAUAAUUGAUAGAAAAUCAUGCCCCUCAGAUGUUGAUAUUCAAUCAGACAUUUCAAAACACUAUUUAAAUUAUGAAGAGUUUAUGUAUUCUCUUGGUAAUUAUUCGUGCGAGCAUCGACCUGAUUAUUAUGACAAUCAACAUUUGAGAUUAUUGAGCGGAAUUUCAAAUUUUACAGAGAAUGAUAUUAUUCUCCUUCAGAACGUUACAGGAACAAGUCUGUCAUUCACAACACAAUAUUUGAAUGAAUUUUCGAGCGGCUCAAGCGUUCAUUCCAUUCAUUCAUUUAACUCUAGUGUACUAAAUCAGAUUCUUCUUCCCUCUUCAUGCCACUUUUGCUCGGCUACUCUGUGUCCAGAGUAUCAUAUCAAUAAUGAUGAGUUGUGGUCGAUAGGACAAGUUGGAGUUAUUUUGAUUUACUUUUUUGCCUUCUUCAUCAGUGGAAGUUUCAAGUCAAUGGUUUUCACACAACGUCUGGCACUUCCAUAUGCUCCAAUCCUCUCUUUUAUUGUAAUGAUAUUCUUCUCAAAGAAUGUUGCUUCCUACUGCUUUGUUGCUUUUCAUAUUGUUUCAUUACAGUUGAGCUUGUGGUACUUAUUAUUGUUCACCUUCACUGUUGCAAGAUUAGUCUACAUGAGAAACAUGUACAAAAUUGUAAAGAAUAGUACAAACAUUAAGAUUCACAAAAUUGUUGCAAGUCCCUCAUUUGGAUUGAUUAUUUCACUUGUUGUACUUCCAUCAAUUUCAACUUUCAUUACUUUUUAUGGAGCUGCCAUGUUUUUCAUUAAUAAUAAUCAAUUAGAUUUAUUCAGAAAUAUAUUCCUCAUGGUAUUCCUAUUUGGAGGAUGUUUAUUAGGACUAAUUUCAAUAUCAUUUGAUAUGUUUUACAACCGUAGAAAUAUUAAGGAGAAGGGAUUCUUGAAAUUCCUCUUCUUUGAUGACCCAUAUUUGGUGAGAUUGGAACUUAUAUUGUUAGUAAUGUUAUUACUAAUCGGAAUAUGGACUGUCAUUAUUUCAUUGCUGCCUUCAAGUUUAGUAGAUAUUAGUGGACGAUAUAUCAACUUUCUUGUUUCACUCUUCACAACACUGGCAUGUGGAGGAAAUGCACUGAUUGCAGAAUUGAUCAAAAAGCUAAUCUACCGUAAGAAAUUCAACACUGAAAAGGAUAGAUUGGAUCAUUUACUAUUGACAAAUCAGGAUCUUUACGAAUUAUUCAAGGAUUAUUGUUCUAAGGAAUUCUCUUUGGAGAAUAUCUUGUUUUUCGAAAAGUUGAAACAAGCAAGUUCUAAUUUUACUAGAGCCGAUUCAAAACUGAGUAAGGAAUUGAUUGAAGAGAUGGAGAAGGAUUUCUUUACACCAUACGGAAAAUACGAAUUGAAUAUUCCAGGCAAUGUUCGAAAGCAAAUUAUUGAACUAUUUCAAAAAUCCAAAUCAAAGGGAAAUUCCACUGAGGAACUUCUUAAAGAGGAAGAAACCAUUCUAGUUUCCCAAUUAAUGGACUUGAUAUAUAUCGAUUUGUUGUUAAAUCUAAAUGACACUUUCACUCGGUUACAAAGAACAAGAGAAUUCCAACGAUGGAAAGAAGUUUACACUCUCCAAUCCAAAAUGAGUGUUUCCGAAUAA
Molecule: messenger RNA, 2187 nt
Organism: Naegleria gruberi
Lineage: Eukaryota; Heterolobosea; Eutetramitea; Acrasida; Naegleriidae
Exons: 1
Coding region: 1-2187 (728 amino acids)
Source: RefSeq, a predicted model, not a curated record